Molecule: messenger RNA, 2074 nt
Organism: Pectinophora gossypiella (pink bollworm)
Lineage: Eukaryota; Metazoa; Arthropoda; Insecta; Lepidoptera; Gelechiidae
Product: carcinine transporter-like
Exons: 14
Coding region: 213-1961 (582 amino acids)
Biological process (GO): transmembrane transport
Cellular component (GO): membrane
Molecular function (GO): transmembrane transporter activity
Source: RefSeq, a predicted model, not a curated record
UUCAGCUUUGUUCGGACGUAUUUAAUUAAAUAAUUCGAUUCAAACAUUUCUCCCUGAAUUCUUUGGUCACUUUGUGUUUGUUCUGAAUUUAAAGUUUCAUAGCGUCUUUGGUGGAAAUUAGGAAAACAUUGAUCCAGCGUUCCAAGUUCCGUUUCCGGUGACCAGAACCACGUCGGGAAAAGUGUCUUUUAAAGCAAAAACGUUCUUUCAAAAUGGAAUCACAUGAGAAGAGGGCCGUGAUCGGCGGGGCCACCCCUGGUGACCUUGGAAACGUGACCUCUGAAGAGGGGGACAGAAAUGGUAAGACUGAAAUCUGUCCAGCCUUGAAGCUCAAAAAUCUGGACGACCUGUUCCCCUACAUCGGCGAGUUUGGCUGGUACCAGCGCAUACUGUUCCUCCUGAUGAUACCUUAUGCUUCAUUCUUUGCCUUCGUCUACUUCGCCCAAAUCUUUAUGACUAUUGUGCCUGAACACCAUUGGUGCUACGUGGAAGAGUUGGGGGAACUUAGCUUGGAGGAGCGCCGCCACCUGUCAAUUCCAAUGACAACAGAUAAUAAAUUCGAAAGAUGUAUCGUUUACGACGUGAAUUGGACGACGGUGCUACAAAAUGGCGUCCGAGAUCCCGACACAAAAUGGCCGACCAAGAAAUGCGCGGGAAAAUGGGAAUUCAACUUCACUGAUGUGCCCUAUGAAACUAUAGCAACAGAGUUGAACUGGGUGUGCGACAGGGACGACUACCCUGCGACGGCCCAGGCUGUAUUCUUCUGUGGUGGCAUUGUCGGUGGCUUCUUAUUCGGCUGGAUAGCUGAUAAAUACGGCAGGAUACCAGCUUUAGUGGGAUCCAACAUGGCUGGUUUCCUGGCCGGAGUUGGCACCGCCUUCGCUGACAGUUUCUGGUCAUUCUGCCUGUGCCGCUUCCUUGUCGGCCUGGCUUAUGACAACUGCUUCAUCAUCAUGUAUAUUGUUGUGAUUGAGUAUGUGGGUCCAAAAUGGCGGACGUUCGUAGCUAACAUGUCAAUAGCGGUGUAUUUCACGCUGGCUGCUUGCAUUCUACCCUGGAUAGCGCUGGGCGUGAUGGACUGGCGAAUCUACGCACUGGUAACCAGUGUACCACUUGCUUUGUCUAUACUAACGCCCUGGGUGGUUCCUGAGAGCGCCAGAUGGCUAAUAGCACAAGGAAGAAUCGACGAAGCUCUGAAGAUCUUGAAAAAAUGCGAAAGAAUCAACGGGAAGAAAAUACCUAAGGAAAUUAUACAGAAUUUUAGAGAAACUGCAAUAGAAAUAGCCAAAGCAGAAGAGGAAACCAAGAAAUACUCCGCACUGGACCUGUUCAAGACGCCACGCCUGCGCCGCCAUAGUCUUCUACUCAUCGUAAUUUGGAUCACCAUCGCUAUGGUGUUUGACGGGCACGUCAGGAACGUCGGUUCCCUUGGGCUGGACAUCUUCACGACCUUCUCAGUCGCUACAGCCACCGAGUUCCCAGCGGAUGUCUUGCUGAUCCUGAUUCUUGAUGUUGUGGGGCGCCGCUGGCUAUCUUGCAGCUCAAUGAUCCUGAGUGGAGUAUUCAGCUUGUUGGCUGCUGCCGUGCCUAUUGGCGUACCGUCGGCGUGUCUGGGUAUAGUGGGCAGGUUCGCAGUAAACAUAUCCUACAAUAUCGGCAUGCAGUACGCGGCGGAGUUGCUGCCCACUGUACUGAGAGCCCAGGGCCUGGCCACCAUUCAUAUAACAGGAUACGUGGCGACUAUACUCGUCCCUUAUAUAGUUUAUUUGGCUACAAUAAAAACCUACAUCCCCCUCAUAAUCCUUGGAACGCUGGGUAUAUUCGGAGGGUGUCUCUGCCUCCUCCUCCCAGAGUCCACCGGCAAGGAGAUGCCGCAGACCAUUCAGGAAGCAGAGGACUACGGGAGGAACCAGAGGUUCUGGGAGUUACCAAGUCGCAAGAAAGACAUUUGUACGAAGUAGAUGAUCGAAAUAUAUCAGAUUUCUAGACCUCCACAAAAGCUAGCCUGAGAAAUGAAAAAAAUGUAUCACGUACUUAUAAAAUAAAUAAUAAAUAUUGAAUUAUAUGUUUUUUU